GAUUGUGUGCAACUUCAACGGUAGUCGCUAUUAAAAUGGAAAAAUUUUGUCAUUCACCAGAAAGACAGGUGAUGGCAACUAUUACCAACGGGACUAAAGUCCAUGAUGUUUUUCACCAAUAGCAGGGCGCAGAGACGACGUGCGUGGCAAGGUUAAUGACAUCGCCUCUAUAGCUCAUUUGUCGAAUUGAACGAGGGACUGACGAUUUCCAAUGUUUUGGAAAAUAUACACAAAAUAUCUAUUGUAAUUUCAAUACAAACGAAUGAUACCAUUAAAAACUUUUGAUAAACAAAACUUUUUUUUACCUACCUACCAUAACUUUUUGAAGAAGUGAAACCAGAAACACACAAUUUUUCUUUUGGCCUAACGUGAUCACAUGAUUUUUCACAUAGAUAGGCGUGUGUGACUGAGUUAGUCGACACACAGUCCGCCUGUUCGCCUGUCCGCCUGUCCACCUGCAGAAAAUGGCUUUACAUUCAGAUACUUGUGAGGAUGUCGCAACGGUAUCCAAUUUCCGUGAGUGUGUAGUCACACAUUACCAUUUGGAUAUUGCUGUCGACAUGGAGGGACAGAAAGUUACUGGCACUGCACGACUCUCCUUUGAUGUUAAACAGACAACACGGAAAGUGAACUUGGACAUACAUGAAUCGCUAACAGUAGAAAAGGUGGAGUUAUCUCCCUUGGGUUCCAACAGCAGGAUCAAUCUGGAGUUUGUCUCAAAACCAUUCACGGACUAUGGAGCAGAGCUUGAAAUUAGUCUACAAAAGGAGUUAUCUCCCCCUGAGAUAUUUGACCUCUACAUCACCUAUACAGCCAAUGGCGGACCAGGUGUGUGCUGGCUCUCACCUGAACAGACAGCAGGGAAGAAGAAGCCCUACAUGUACACUCAAGGACAAGCAGUGAUGAACAGGUGUUUUUUCCCCUGUCAGGACACACCUGCUGUUAAAAGCCCUUACUCUGCCAAUGUCAAGGUACCUGAGGGAUUCACCCCAGUUAUGAGUGCAAGUCAGAGGUCGGAGAAGGGGACAGUACCAAACAUGUCUGGAGAUGAGGACACAUACUAUUUCAGUCUGCCCCACUCAAUACCUGCUUACUUAGUGGCCCUUGCUGUUGGGGAUCUGACCUCAGCCAGAAUUGGACCUCGCAGUCAUGUCUGGACAGAACCAUGCAUUCUGGAAAAAGCAAGGGCUGAAUUUGAUGGUGUCGUGGAGAAUUUUCUGACAACAGGCGAGAGGCUGUUUGGAAAUUAUGUCUGGGAUACAUAUGAUCUGCUUGUGAUGCCACCCUCUUUCCCGUUUGGAGGCAUGGAAAACCCAUGUUUGACCUUUGUGACCCCAUGUCUUCUGGUUGGGGACAAAUCUCUUACUGAUGUUGUCAUCCAUGAAAUUGCUCACAGCUGGUUUGGAAACCUUGUCACAAAUGCCAACUGGAGUGAAUUCUGGUUGAAUGAAGGAUUUACUAUGUAUGCACAGAGGAGAAUAAUGUCCGAAUUAUUUGGUGCUGCCUACACAUGUCUCGAGACAUCUACUGGUCAGGCAUUGUUACGACAACAUAUGGAUAGCACAGGACAGGACCACCCAUUGAACCGCCUGAGAGUGAUCAUAGAAGCUGGUGUAGACCCGGACGACACAUACAAUGAGACACCAUAUGAGAAAGGAUUUGCCUUCGUGUCAUACCUCCAACAUCUGGCAGGGGAUGUGAAGACUUUUGAUGACUUUCUCAAGUCAUAUGUCUCCAAAUUCCAGUUUAAGAGUUUGGUGGCUGAGGAUAUGCUGAAUUAUUACCUUGAAUAUUUCCCCGAGAUGGAAAAACAAGAAGUUGAUAAACGACCUGGAUUUGAAUUUAUCGACACCUGGUUGUUGAAACCUGGCUGGCCCCCAUACACACCUGACCUGUCUGCAGGAAGUGAGCUGACCACCCCAGCUGAGGAGCUGGCUGAGCGAUGGGCUACAGAGGGAGAUGGUGGUGCAGUGGACAUACCAACAUGGCCAACAUACCAGAUAGUCCAUUUCCUAGAUAAGCUACUAGAAAAGGAGACACUGUCAGUGGCAACUCUCUCCAAGAUGGCGGCUCAAUAUCCUACAAUAUCUGGCACACAUAAUGCCGAGAUACGCAUGCGUUGGAGUCUUGUCACCAUUAAACAUGGAUAUGGAGCAGACUUUGAGAAUAUCCGUCGUUUCCUUCACAGCCAAGGUAAACAGAAGUAUACACUACCUAUAUAUCGGGCUUUGAUGAAGAGUACAGAUGCUGCUAAGAAAUUUGCUGUGGAGGUUUUUGAAGAGACUAAGGACCAGCUACACGUGAAUGUACAAAAUUAUGUACAAAAGAUCCUAUCUGCCACCAGUGCCUAAAUGGUCUUUUUUGAAGUUUUUUGUUACACAAAUUCUAGGGAACAAUUAGUCUGAUUUGCCGAACAAAGUGCCAUACAUCAAAGUUAAGUAAGAUUUCAACAGCGAAUUGUCCAUCAAUAUUUACAUCAUUUUUCAGUCUUGAAAAUAAUGACUUUUUUUUCUGAGGUGAUAUGAAAUGAGCAGGAAUGGACUGCUGGUCUUGGGUAAAAGACGGAUAAAAUUAUUCAAACCAUUUGAUAUUGCAGAAGUUAUUUGAAACGGUUUUUUUGAAUCAUGACAGGUUAAAUUGAAUCUACAACUUCAUAACAGACAAAGUGACAGUAUGAUAAUUGGGGUAUCAAUAAGACAUUUGUGAAUUAAUCACAAUCAGCAAUAUUUAACCUCUUUAAAGAGGAAAUUUUAUAAUCAUAUAAACGAACUAUAUAAGAGAUAAGAUCUAUCAUUUUUAGCAAAAAAAACCCACCUGAUUCUAGUUAAUUAGCUAACUAGCGAAUUAUAUUGUAUUAAUAAGGUUAUAUUCAAUUUACAAGACAUUUUUUCAAUUGUUGACAUUUGUUCAAAACAUUUAUCUGUACAGGUUGUCAGUGGACUAUUGUUUUAAGAGUACUAUUUUAACUCCUACAACAAAGUUCCAAUAGGUUUGACACUUGAAUUAUAUAUUUGUCAUUUAUUUUACUAUAUGUAUCAUUCAAUAUACACAGGGUGCGAAAACAUUACCCAUGUAUUCAAGCACGGAGGGGUAGUGGCGGGGCUCCUAGUAGACACUAAUGGAGUAUUUCAGCUGCAAAUAAAUCAUUAAUUUUUUUAGUUUUCUUUUUGUUGAAUAUGUGGUUAUUCUUGAUCCACAAAUUGAUAUGUCCAAGAAACAAUAAACAGAUGAAAAAUGACAAAGGUUAUAGUACUAGUGGAUUUCCUGAACAUUAUUUACAAUGUUAUGAAUUAAAUUAUAUGCUAAUGAAAAUGGAAACUUUGUAAAACCCAAAAAAUUUGAAUCCUUCAAAUAUAUAUGAUGUUACUAUAUACAUUGUAAUGUGGAUGGGCUUAAUGCUUGUUAAAAAUUGAAAUACUCCUUUCUCAAAGAAUCAUCUACGUCCUGUGCAUUUUAUCUCUGAAAUUCUUCAGUGGUAUACAAGUUAUUCAUGGGUCUCAUAUUUACUGUCUCUGUAUACUACUUGUCUCAAUUCAUGAAACUCUUCAGCAUUAUGUUUGACCAGUUUCCAAAUUUGAAACCCUUUUAAACAAACAUACAAUGAGCAAUCAACCGAUACUUUCUGUAGAAAAAUCAUGAAACUUUUGUAUUAAAUUGUGAACUUGAGUAUUUCACAUGUGGGUAUUUUCACUUUUGGUUACUGAAGGAAGAUACUACAACAAAUCAGCCAAAAUGUUAAAGCCGAUAUAAACAGGAACAACGUAUGACAUGUUUUGGUAUAUGGAAAGGGAGUCCUGCAUUUUAAAUUUAAUCUAUUUACAAUAAACAUUAUAUAUGGUUGAAAAAAUGUGAAACAGACUGUAGGUCAUUGUCGCUAAAUGUGAAAACAAAAUAACCGUAAAUUUUUAUUUUGAAACAGAUUAUAUUUUGUAAAUUGUUUCUGUCUCAUUAAUUUUUAUUUAACAUUAAGAAGGAUAAAUUGAGUUUUUUUCAAGAAUAAUACAAAUAAAUUUUUUCUUUUUGUA
Ylistrum balloti is the source of this 4025-nucleotide messenger RNA. Its product is annotated as aminopeptidase B-like. The record is from RefSeq and is a predicted model, not a curated record. The transcript is spliced from 14 exons. The coding region runs from base 465 to 2351 and encodes 628 amino acids. Gene Ontology annotation, molecular function: metalloaminopeptidase activity; zinc ion binding. Lineage: Eukaryota; Metazoa; Mollusca; Bivalvia; Pectinida; Pectinidae. Gene Ontology annotation, biological process: proteolysis.